UGUAAACUGUCAGACCAUCUCUAGCGUAAGCGGCGGGAACGUUAGGAAAAUUUUGUGUUCCACUAGUAGAGGCAAAGCGGCUUUAAAAUCUUCGAAAGCUCUGAGAAAUUUUCUCGAUUCGAUUGUUUUCGCCGUAACGUUGAGGAAUAAUAUUCUAACUUUCUCGCAAUCAUGUCUGAAACUAACGGAUAUAUGAACGGCAUGACAAAUGGCAACAGCGAGCCUGUGGGUCAGCAUUGGACAGUUGGCCUUUUGAAUUCCCAGUGCCGCUAUCUGACGGCUGAGACUUUUGGUUACAAGGUCAAUGCAAACGGAGUUGGACUGAAGAAGAAACAACUUUGGACUCUGGAACCGUUUGGAGACGAUGAUUCCGUGUGUCUCAGAAGCCACUUGGAUCGCUACCUGAGUGUCGACCACUUUGGCAACGUGACUUGCGAGAGUGAGGAUAAAACAGAAGGAGCUAAGUUUUAUGUGGCUGUGGCCAAUGAUGGAACCGGGCGCUGGGCCCUUAGAAAUGCAGUCAGAGGAUAUUUCUUGGGAGCAGCCAACGAUAAACUCUUAUGCUCCGCAAAGGUUCCUGGCCCUUCUGAACUAUGGACUGUCCACUUGGCAGCUCGACCUCAGGUGAACAUCCGAAGUGUGGGUCGCAGGCGCUAUGCACGUCUUUCUACCGACCAUGAAGAAAUCCACGUGGACGCUAACACUCCUUGGGGAGAAGAUACUCUUUUCACUCUUGAGUUCCAUGAUGGACGUUAUGCCAUUCAUACCUGCAAUGAUAAGUACCUUCGUCACGAUGGCAGGCUCUCUGACACUCUGGUUCCUGAAACCUUAUUCACGCUGGAGUUCCAUGCAGGAUAUCUAGCCCUGAGAGACUCUGUAGGUCGAUAUAUAGCUCCUUUAGGCAGCCGCGCUGUCCUUAAGACAAGAUCUCAAACUGUCACCAAAGAUGAAUUGUUUUUCCUGGAGGAUUCUGUUCCACAAGCCGCUUUUGUUGCCUUUAACGGAAAAUAUGUUUCUGUAAAACAAGGUGUGGAUGUGACUGCUAAUCAGGACGAAAUAUCAGACCAUGAGAUUUUCCAGUUGGAGUUCGACAGCGCUAGUAAGCGAUGGUGCAUCCGUACUAUGCAAGAUAAAUACUGGAGCCUACAAAGCAGCUCGGGAAUCCAGGCUAAUGCUGACAAAGGUUCAGCAAAUAGUCUCUUCAGCCUGGAAUGGCAAGAAGACGGUAGCGUCAGCUUCGUGGCCAACAACGGGAAAUACGUAGUUGCAAAGAAGAGCGGCCACCUUUAUGCUAAUGGAGAACAAGGAGUUCAAGAUGAGGCCCGCUUCUAUUUUUACCUCAUCAACAGACCAAGUCUUGUCUUGAAGUGCGAACAAGGGUUCGUGGGCUACAAGAGUCUCUCUAAUCCUAAACUUGAGUGCAACAAAGCGGCGUACGAAACCAUAACUGUCGAGAGGGACGAGAAAGGUCUAUGCUUCUUUAAAGGUAACUGGUUUUUAAUAAAAGGAUUAUUUAAGC
Molecule: messenger RNA, 1519 nt
Organism: Stegodyphus dumicola
Lineage: Eukaryota; Metazoa; Arthropoda; Arachnida; Araneae; Eresidae
Product: protein singed-like
Biological process (GO): actin filament bundle assembly; cell migration; establishment or maintenance of cell polarity
Cellular component (GO): cytoplasm; actin cytoskeleton
Molecular function (GO): actin filament binding; protein-macromolecule adaptor activity
Source: RefSeq, a predicted model, not a curated record